Messenger RNA from Liolophura sinensis, 4091 nucleotides. RefSeq lists its product as uncharacterized. Bases 2108 to 3724 code for a protein of 538 amino acids. NCBI's taxonomy places the organism in Eukaryota, Metazoa, Mollusca, Polyplacophora, Chitonida, Chitonidae. The transcript is spliced from 14 exons. Gene Ontology annotation, cellular component: axon; plasma membrane. The record is from RefSeq and is a predicted model, not a curated record. Gene Ontology annotation, molecular function: cell-cell adhesion mediator activity. Gene Ontology annotation, biological process: homophilic cell-cell adhesion; dendrite self-avoidance; axon guidance.
CUCCAUAUCCAAGGCGGCCUGGGGGAGGACAGUUGAAACCGUGUUUAUCUUACCGUGUUUAAAACGAUUUGUUUAUGGUUGACAGGAGCAGGAAGGACAUGUUUAGAGUCUGUCUGUCAGGCUUGAUGGACAUCCAGUCCAUGUUCAUUUCAUGUCUGCCAUCUGACACCAUUCACUGGAGUUUCUGCCAUGGGAAUGGGGGAUUUGCCCAUUGCAGCUGGGGCCAAGAGUGGGUCUGUAUAUGGGUUUCCAUUUCCCAAAGGGCAAGCAGGAAUUGGAAAACAUUUGCCUUAGUCCUGUUGAAGCCUUCGGGGGAAAUCCACCCACUGAAAACCUUUGUUAGGAUCCCAGCCUGUGACAGUGAGCUCUGAUUAACUUACAGAGCUGAUCAAUUUCAAAGAUGAAGAAGGCCCUAUAUGUGAUUGAGAAAUACAGAGAUCAAGACACCCAACUUAGCUCUGUAAUGAAAUGCAGAUAAGUAGAUGAAAUAUGGCGACUCUUGGAAUGAUUGAACUGACAACCACACAUAUACUGUGCUUCACCUAAAGUUUGAUAUGUCAGAAUGCACUUUCACAAGCACACAAAGGCCUUAAAAUCAUACUUUUCAUACUUUUUUAUGCAUAAGAAAUUUAGUCAAACUUCGCCAAAAAAAAAUCUUAAGUACCCUGUAAAGGUGGAUGAAUCCAUCAGAAUCCAAAUGUGUCCUUUAAAAAAUGCUUGACUUUAGAUGAACUACAGUAGGUAGUGUGGUCUUACUGGCUGCAGUGGUACAGGUACUUAUGUAAAGUCAGUUCACAGUUUGCCUGAGGCCUGGUUGUCAGCCCAUUGUUACAAGAUCAGCACCCUCUGAUGCAGGGUUUUGUUCAAUUAGUGCCUUAUUGGUGGUUUGACUACAACCACCUGCUGUGUGACUGAGGGUUUUAGACGCGAGUGAACAUUUUACCUGCUCCCAAACUGAUAAGAAUAAUCUGUGCAACUCUCUCAGCAAGGUGUUGUCACAAUGCGUUAAUCAGCCUCUUUUUGUCCAUCUAACAAUACCUGUAAUUAAUGCAUUCAUAGACACAUUGACUUCUUGGUUAUAAGGCGAUAAUUUUCACUUUAACUUCUACUACUGUUGAGUCACGUGUUUUUAACCACUAUUUGAUUAUUGUGGCAGGAAAUUAAAGCCUUUACUUUACUGAUUGACUAAUGUUUAGUUUGCUAUUUGCCAUAUUUUUCAUAUAUAUAGUAAAGUAGAUGUGAUAAAUACAUUGCAACAUAGGUGUGCCUGUAAAUGAGAUACAUGAAAGGAACCCCAAAAUUGAUUUGCUCGUGUGACAAAUAUCUCAGGUUGGAAGGUGGUGAAUAGGUAGGACAUUUGAGCAGUGGAGGUGUGUUAGUGUAGCGUCCUACAUGUAGCUAACACUUUAGUGAAUUAAAAUCACAGGCUUGUCACUCCAAGGUUUUCUUUAAAAAAAAAAUAAAGUGAAUUCUUUACAUUAGCUUUGCUGAAAUUAUUCAUGUAGAUAUCCAAACAUACUUGUAGUUGAUAAAUUGAUACAUAUGUUAAUAAAGUGGUAUGGAUUUCAUUGUGGGAGAUUUGGUGUAGAUAAGCACUAAUGUAUUCUUUACUUAGACAUUUUUAAGCUUCAUCCAAUUUGUGUUAAUAGAUGGACAGAUUGAUAAGAUGUAAGAGAAUGUAUGCCUGGUUUUGUGAAGUGUGGGGUACAUGUGUUGGGUGUGGGAGAUAAAGGUGUGACUGCAGGAAUUGUGUGUUGGGAACACAGAGAUAAGGCCAUGCUUUGUGAUAACAUGGCCUCAGCAGGGAAGCUUUCCUCUACACACAAUAGGUGAAGGGAACUGAUCAGAAGGGGCUUCCCAGGGGGCUGACCCUAACAGUAGCAGACUCAAGUGCCUCUGAGGGGCUUUCCUAAGUACAGUGUCACUUUUGUCAUCCUAUUGUUGUAGGAGCGGUCAAUAUGACUGGUGAAUGUGAGUGGUCAGUAGCACUGGACAGUGGUCAUUGAGAGCGUGGCUGAAGCCUGACUUGAAGUGCCCAAGGAGUUGAAGCUGAGACAGCAGAGAGAUAACAUCAGUGUGCAAGUUAUGAGGCGUGGGUGAAGUCACCAUGUUGUGUCAUGGUGCAGGCAGGAAUGAUGACCUUGGGCGCCGCUGCAGUUAUCUCCCUGGAUUACUACACAUAUUCCUCGCCAUUCUAUUGGUCAGAUCCGUACAGGCUCAAACAGGCCAGUUCAUAAGACAAGAUGUAGGUUGUGCUGACGGGACACCUGAAGGCCUCUCCCAUAAGGCUGCUGUGGUGGCAUGUGCGGGACACUGGUAUGGACAUGUCAAGAGGGCAGGCUCGCUGUGCACCUCAGGCUGGAAACUGUGUAGCUGGGAAGAUACAAGUGCUUUGCGGAACAUCAGCUGGGAAGAUGCAGUGUCUGUGGAAGGCUGUUACGUUUACAAUGCUGCCCAGGAUGGUGGGCGUUGUCAUGAGUGUCGGGACAGUUUGCGGCAGGAUGACCUAGCAGGUAUCGGUAAAGGCUGCCCAUAUAAGAGCCCCGGCCAGUCCUCCUGCAUCUCCGGGGGCCGCAUGGAUGCCAGCUGCUGUGUUGACUCACACUUCAGGAGAGCAUGCAGUUAUCUCCCUGGACUCACCAGUGGAGUGCUCUGUUGCAGAAAUCCAGGUAAACCACCUCGUGUGAUUGUGAAGCCACAGGAACAGAUGCAUGUGUUCAGUGGUCACAUCUUCCUGCUGACAUGUAAGGCCAGUGGUUACCCUCCCCCACGAACACUCUGGUACAAGGAUGGCAAACAACUGCCCCACAACAACUCCAGGCUCUCCGUUCUUAGCUCAGGUGACUUGUUGGUGACCUUGUCACGCACAGCUGACAGCGGGCUGUACACCUGUGAGGUGAUUAACAGUGAAGGAAUCGACACAGCCACCUCACACGUCAAAGUCACAGAUUAUUCAUCAGGGUGUUCUGACGGGUCGACUGAGGGCUUGCUGCGUCAUCGGGAUGUCCACGCCUGCGCUGGCCGCUGGUCCGGCCAUGUGAAGCGUGCACGGCACUUGUGUGCUAAAGGGUGGGCAGUGUGUAACCCUAAAGACAAGCAUAGCCUUAACAGACUGAGCUGGGCCGAUAUCCUGGGCCUGAAGGGAUGCUACGCCCUGAACGCUGCCAAUACUGGAGACCACUGCAGUAGGUGUUACUCUAAGAAGAUGGCAGGUGUGGGUACAAAGUGUAGCCGGAUUCGCCUCCACCGCAGUUCCUGCUUCUCCAAGGGUCGGGUGGAUGUGUACGACCCACGGCACUCUAGCUGCAACUAUCAGGAGGGCAAGGUCACUGGAGCGCUCUGCUGUCGUAGGAAGGCCAGGCAUCAAGGAAUGCCCAACUGGCUAACGUGUAACCCAUCCUGUAAAAACGGAGGAGCGUGCAUAGCGAAGAAUCAGUGUCACUGCAGCCCAGGGUACAAGGGCGUUGCCUGUCAAAAUGCAAUCUGCACACCUCCUUGUCAGUUUGGUUUUGUGUGUGAGAAGCCAGGGCAGUGCUCCUGUCCUGAUGGACCCAGGGGCAAGCUCUGCCGCAAGACCAUUAAGCACAUGUGUAUCUCUCCAUGCCUCAAUGGAGGAAGGUGCAGGAAGGGCAGGUGCAAAUGUCCGCCCACUCACUGGGGAAGGAACUGUGCACGCAAAGUGCUACGUAUAGUUGUGGCUGACAGCAAUAAUACAACGAGAUGAGCUUCACCAGUGGAACUCUGCAGGGACUUUUUCUAAACAGUAAUAAACAAUUUACCUCAAACUGGUUGUGCUGUAGAUGAAGUUGCAAGACGUGAUCUUCCCACUGUGCCAAGGUGGAUAAUCCAGGGAGAAGCAAGGGGCUUCACUAUUCCAUGGGAGUUACCUCCCCUUGCUGUGGUCAUAGCGGCUGCGUUGGUGUAUUCUGUAUAUAUAGUGACUCCAGUCUCAACCAAACUAGAUGUUGUAAAUAGUUACUUGUGGUGACACCAAAGUCAGAGCCUCAGACUGUAUAUAGUGUUUACAUGGAGAAUCUACAUUGAUUGAUGUUGUACAUAGUUGUAACAUUAUUGUUGAUGUAUCUCAUACA